ACGUGACGCCGCAAAACCAGACUUUAUAAGUGCUCGCUCCACAGCCCACUUUUCGAUUUCCGAGCCUUGCCCUGCCGCGCACUUCCACUUUCUCGGCGGCUACGUGAACCAGUGGUUAGUCACACACAACUUGAUCUGACGAGAAUUAACCCUCGGUCUCCAAAUUCUGGCUGGCAACUUGAUUUCACAACUUGAUUUCACAACUUGAUUUCACAGCUUGAUCACACUUGAUCUCACACUUGGUCUGACUCUUGAUCACACUUGAUCUCACACUUGGUCUGACUCUUGAUCACACUUGAUCUCACACUUGGUCUGACUCUUGAUCACACAUCCCUCAUUACCACCAUGAAAUCCUUUUCCGCGUUUCUCGGGGCGUUGUGCGUCCUACAGCUCGUGGCGGCAGAGCCGAAUAUGGAGGAGUUGGAGGGGACCUGGACGUCCAAAUCCAACACGGUCUUCACGGGCCCCGACUACUACGACCCCGUGGACGAGCUCUUGAUCGAGCCGGCGCUUCCCGGCAUCUCGUACUCGUUCACCUCCGACGGCUACUACGAGGAGGCGCUCUACCGAAUCACGUCCAACGGAGUGGACCAUUCGUGCCCCAUUGCAUCCAUGACGUACCAGCACGGAACAUACGAGCUCUUGUCCAACGGCAGCUUGGUGCUCACGCCGAUCGCCGUGGACGGAAGACAGCUCUUGAGCGACCCGUGCGGUUCCAGCUCGUCCAAUGCCGUUUAUUCGCGCUACGUGCAGUCGACGUGGUUCGAGAAAUACCAGGUCUCGGUGUCCUCCUACUACGGCCGCUACAUGCUCCAGAUCUACCAGUUCGAUGGCUCCAAGAUGCAGCCCUUGUACUUGGCGUACAAGCCGCCCGUGAUGUUGCCCACGUACGCGUUGAACCCCACGGACGCCGCGUCGGAAACCUCGUCUUCCUUGCGCAGGCGGAUCAAACGGUCCUUGGAGAACCUGUACCGGACCAGCGCGGUGCGCGACUUCUCGAGCCCCAAGCUCGACAUGUUUUGGUGGGCUGCGGUGGGUGUGUUGGGCGCCUCCUCGGCGGCCUACGUGCUCCGCGGAUAGAUACUGGAGGCGAGAUGUGGCUUUCUGCUCUUUUAGGGAUCGCGGCCGGAGCGCCUCCGUUGGCCGGUCGCGCCCUCCGUUUGGGCGUGGGCCCGGCAACGUGGCGGCGUAAUUGCAAACACCCGGCCUGGGGAAUGGGCCCUGCUGCCACACACAAUGUAUAGCGUAUUGUCGUAAACCACGCAUGAAC
Metschnikowia bicuspidata var. bicuspidata NRRL YB-4993 is the source of this 1270-nucleotide messenger RNA. It is a transcript of the gene ROT1, whose product is annotated as Rot1p. Bases 346 to 1080 code for a protein of 244 amino acids. Gene Ontology annotation, biological process: 'de novo' protein folding; budding cell apical bud growth. The transcript has a single exon. Lineage: Eukaryota; Fungi; Ascomycota; Pichiomycetes; Serinales; Metschnikowiaceae. Gene Ontology annotation, cellular component: endoplasmic reticulum; endoplasmic reticulum membrane. The record is from RefSeq and is a predicted model, not a curated record.